UUUGAAAGCAAAACAGCAGGUGGAGAGCUAAAAACCAGGCAGCUCAGGACACAUCGGGAGGAAAUUCAACACAGGGAAAAUGAAAGUAUCCGUCGUUUAAAGCUGAAGUGGGACUACAAACACUAUGAGGCCCAACGCUGCCUGUCUGGGAGCCAUUUGAGUGUGGAAGUGCACACGGAGAGCAGUGUUUGUUUGCGAGGCGGUAGGUAGGUAGCGAGGCAAGGCAUCAGAGCAAUGGAAGAGAGGAUAGAGGAGAGGGCUGGGGCGGCCAAGGCGAAGCCGAGCCGUUUGACCGCCCUUCAGGAGCAGCUGAUCUGGGCCCUGCUGGGAUCCGGACUGUCCCGGGAUGUCCUGGUCCAAGCCAUAGGGGAGCUGGAGCGAGAGAGGGCGAGUGCUGGCGGGGAGAAGGGAGAGAGGGGGGAUGGAGAGAGUUCCGAGGAAGGAGAAAUGGAUUUCCCACCGCCUAUAUUCCGAGAGCUGGAGAAGCUUCUCCCAGAGGAGGUGGCCAAACUGAGGGUUGAAGUUGACCAGCUACUGCAGGAGGACCCCUGGCACGUUGCUAAAAUGGUGAAAAGCUACAUGCAGCAGCACAACCUCCCUCAGAGAGAGGUGGUGGAGUCCACGGGACUCAACCAGUCCCAUCUCUCCCAGCACCUCAACAAAGGCACGCCCAUGAAGAACCAGAAGAGAGCCUCUCUGUACACCUGGUACGUCAAGAAGCGAUGCGAGAUUAGCCAGCAAUUUACCAACGCCAAACAUGGUCUUGGAUCUGCGGAGGAGCAAGGAGAGGAGACCAGGAAAGGACGGAGGAACAGGUUCAAAUGGGGUCCGGCGUCCCUGCAGAUCCUCUUCCACGCCUACGACCGACAGAAGAACCCCAGCAAGGAGGAGAGAGAGGGGUUGGUGGAGGAUUGUAACAGGGCAGAGUGUCAUCAGAGGGGGGUGUCUCCCUCCCAGCUUGCCGGCCUGGGCUCCAACCUGGUUACCGAGGUCCGAGUGUACAACUGGUUCGCCAACCGCCGCAAAGAGGAGGCCUUCCGUCACAAACUGGCCCUCGACACACCUUUUACCAACCAAUCUGCGUCCUCUUCUCACCCCAACCUCCCGCCAAGUCCUGAGCACGUGAUUUGGGGCCUGACUUCUUGUUUUCCAGGUGUCAAAUACAGCCAGCAAAUCCUGUGCGACCCCGUGAGCUCAGCCAGAGGAAGCGUAGGGGAGAGAGUGGGACAUCUGGUGGUCAGCCCUAUCCAACUGGAGCCCAGCCACACACUCCUAGAGACACAUAACCCCAAGCUGGUGUCCAGCGGUGGCCCACUGCCCCCAGUAAGCACUCUGACCUCGCUGCACAGUCUGUCUGCGUCCCCUUCCUCGCAGGGCCUCAUCAUGGCGUCGCUGCCCAGCGUCAUGAGCCUGGGGGAGUCUUCACUUCUCAUUGGUUUGGCCUCAGCGCAGCCUCAGACCGUGCCCGUUAUCAACAAUAUGGGGGGCGGUUUCACCACUCUCCAGCCGAUCUCAUUCCAGCAGCAGCUUCACGCGUCUUCCCAGCAGCCAAUAUCACACCACCUCCAGAGUCACAUGGGCGCCAGUCCCUUCAUGGCGACCAUGGCACAGCUGCCAUGUCACAUGUACAAGUCGGAAUCGCCGCAGUACCAUGUCAUCACUGACAGCAGCGGCCUGGGGACGCUGACCAGCCUCACUGCUGUUAGACAGAUUCUAACAGCAGAUCCUGAGGAACAGACGGACCCGCCUUUACAGGAUGACUCUCUACACCUGCAGCCGCACACACCUGUGCCAGCUUCCUCCGAGAGCCUAGAGCUGUAUCCUGCUUCUCAGACGACAGAAAGUCAUCAGUCUCACCUCCUCUCGCCUUCACCAACAGACAUCAUCUCCUACAUACCUACACAACUGGUCUCUACUGCACAGUAGAAGUGCUCUGGCAACAUACUGUCUCCUCAUUAUCGGCUGGACUCGGAGGGGGGGUUUUGGACGGACAGCUACCUCUGGUGUAACUUUCCAGAGAAACCUGGUGUCAGGGGCCAAAGGGACGAUUCAGCUUUCAUGUUUCAAAGACUCUCUGAGACUCCGUAUCACUGUAAUACGAACAAGGAUCGACAUUAGAGAAGAUUCACUUUUGAAAAAAAAAAAAAAAAAGAAA
Messenger RNA from Sebastes umbrosus (honeycomb rockfish), 2155 nucleotides. It is a transcript of the gene hnf1a, whose product is annotated as HNF1 homeobox a. Lineage: Eukaryota; Metazoa; Chordata; Actinopteri; Perciformes; Sebastidae. The transcript is spliced from 10 exons. Gene Ontology annotation, molecular function: DNA-binding transcription factor activity, RNA polymerase II-specific; RNA polymerase II cis-regulatory region sequence-specific DNA binding. Bases 235 to 1926 code for a protein of 563 amino acids. The record is from RefSeq and is a predicted model, not a curated record. Gene Ontology annotation, biological process: pancreas development; liver development; insulin secretion. Gene Ontology annotation, cellular component: nucleus.